GUAAAUGGCUCAGACACCGUAUUUUUUCAUGCCACGGUGCGGCCACAAGGCGCGCAACCAGGACGACGUCCCAUGUAUGGUGUCCGUUGCGGGCUCGCGGUGGCUCGCGGGCGUCACGCUGGCCUACUGCCUGGGCGGUGCUGGCGCUUUCAUUGAGGAGAGCGCCGAUUGCGACGUCUCUGCCUCCCUCGAGGACCCCACUGACGACCUGGUCCUCGAGUCGUUCUUGUUUCAGCGCGGCGUUCGCGGGCACUCGUCCGCCUCCGCCAGGCGGCACGGCGGGGCCGACGGGCAGCUCCCGCAGUGGAGCCGGGGCGCCCCUGCCGCCAGGGCCCAGCUCCUGGGGCCGCCCCCGAGGCGGGCCCGGGGCACGGCCGUGUCCGAGGCCUACAGCGACUACCCGGGGGAGUCGGUCGUGGACUGGAUCUCCAGACGCGUUGGCAUCGAAGCCUACGAAACGGUCACCGCAGGAACUGAGAUCGCGGGGCACCGCGAGUGGCGUGCUGAGGAGCAGCGAGAGGCGCGCCCAGGACUGGUCGCCGUGCCUGCUGGGCGCGGAGCUCCCGUGCUCCUUCUGGGCCGAGGCUUACUCCUGCGCCACCACCUGGAGCCAGGCGUGCCCGGGCGUCGACAACCCCGCCGGACCGCAGUACAACGACGCCGAGAUCGGCGCGGCCUGCCCGAACCAGUGCGGGAAGGCCGCCGGCGCUCCGGCGCUGGAGCCCCCGCCGGCGGCGGCCGGUGCCGGCGGGCAGAGCCAGCUGUACCCGGCCCUGUGCAACCUGACGAAGCUGGCCUCCUGCUCGAUGUGGGCGUCGGCCUACCCCUCGUGCGCCGUGACGUGGGCCGAGGCCUGCCCAGGAUCGUGGACAACCCCAGCGGCCCGGAGUACAACGGCAUGACCGUGCAGCAGAGCUGCCCACGCCAGUGCGCCGAGAAGGCCGCGGCCAAGGACUGCAUCGGCUCAGCGAACGGCGCCACCGACGCUGGCGACUACGACUGCAAGCUCGGCUACACUUUGCACGGCGGCGGACUGCGGCUUCUACGACGACAGCGACUUUACGGCCGAAGAGAUGUGCUGCGAGUGCGGCGGGGGCGGCCUCCCGGACCGCGGCCCCCGGGGUGCGACGCAGCCGGACCAGCCAGAGGAGCCAGAGGAGGCGCCGCACUCCGCCCUCCCGCCCUCGCCGCCGGCGCCGCCGGCGCAUGCCGCGCCCCUGCCGGCGCCGCCCGCGGCCCCGGCGGUCCCCUCGGCGGCCUCCGCGGCGCUCCUGGCCAGGGCCGCGGCCGGAGACCAGAGGCUCCUGGUCUCCUCCACGGCCGCCUUUGCCACCGGCGACAUGGUCACCGUGGCCGGCGGCGCGGCCAGCGAGACAGUCACGAUCUACCUUGCCGACAGGAGAUUGAGCCCCUGUACCUCCAGGUCAAGGCUGGGCUGCACGGCGCGUACCCAGUGGGGUCGAUCGUCACGGAGAAGGUCCCAGCGCAGACGUACUGGUGCCACGACCAGCUGCAGUUCGACUGCGGAGUCUGGGCCGCGUCGUUCCCCUGCACGUACUCCUACAGCGUCGUGUGCCCGGGCAGGGACUCGCCCUACGGCUCCGCCCUGAACGGCGUCGCCCUGUCGACGAUGUGCCCCAGCGAGUGCGGGCUGCCGAAGGCCACCGCGAGUAGCACGGCGACGACCUCGGCGGCCACCACGCCUGCCGCGCCCCCCACGACCACCGCAGCGGAGGCGACCACGGCAGCCCCCACGACCACGGCGGAGACGACGGCGGCUGGCGCCCAGCUGGGGCCGCCCCAGACCUCCCCCGAGAGGGCCGUGUGGGCCACCCCGCUGCCCGCGGUGGCGCCGGAGGCGGACGCCACGGCCGACGUCCCCGACGCCGCGGUGCCCGAGCAGGAGGCCGGGAGCUCGCGGGCGGCCAGCGUGCCCGCGCAGUGGGCGUGGAUCAGCAACUUCCGCAUGGCUCACGGCACGCCGCUCCCGAGCGCCGGCGACGCCGGCCACGCCGUGUACCUGGGCACGGCCGGGUCCCACGCGGAGGCCGAGGGGCUGGCGCAGGCCUCGAGCCAGGGGCCCUUCGUCGCCGUGAACUGGCGCCGCCCGGGGGCCGCGGAGGACUCGUCCGCGGAUGGUGCGGUGUACGGCCUCACCACGCAGGACGGCUGGCAAGGAGAGGGCGACCAGGUCCACGACACGGCCCUCCGCGUCGACCCGGCGCCGAGCAGAGGGGCACAGCUGCUGUCCACGGGCUCCCGCGGGUCCCGUGCCGACAAGAAGGCCCCCAACCUGUCGACGGUCCUGGAGCUGUCGGGGGGCCAGGAGGAGCCUGCCCAGCCCGCGGGCCAGGCGGAGGGCGACGCUGCAAGGGCGAGGGGCGCCGUGCUGGACUUCGACAGCGCAGAUCAGGACUGCACUCGGCAAGGGCCCGGCCCGGGCGGCACCCCGCCGCCAAGGCCGAGGAGGCCGGCGAUGCGGAGGAGGCCAUCGGCCACGCGCAGGUCAG
Prorocentrum cordatum is the source of this 2510-nucleotide messenger RNA. The record is from the annotation of a GenBank genome assembly. NCBI's taxonomy places the organism in Eukaryota, Dinophyceae, Prorocentrales, Prorocentraceae.